Molecule: messenger RNA, 5811 nt
Organism: Penicillium expansum
Lineage: Eukaryota; Fungi; Ascomycota; Eurotiomycetes; Eurotiales; Aspergillaceae
Product: Polyadenylate-binding protein/Hyperplastic disc protein
Exons: 6
Coding region: 1-5811 (1936 amino acids)
Biological process (GO): ubiquitin-dependent protein catabolic process; protein polyubiquitination
Molecular function (GO): ubiquitin protein ligase activity; protein binding; RNA binding
Source: RefSeq, a predicted model, not a curated record
AUGUUUCAAUCCUUCACGGGCAAUUCUCGUCGCCCGCGGCAAGUGAACCUCAGUGGCCGAGCCACUAAUCCCUUCGCUGCAUUCCCCGGAAACUCCCCAACUAGACAAACUCCACAUGCUGCAAAUCCCGAGAGCGCAGUCGCCAUUGCCCAACGAGAGCGAGCCCUGAGACAGCACGAGAGAGAUCGACAGACCGCAUCUCGCACCGUUCAGCGAGUUUGGCGGGGUCAUCAGAGCAGGAAAACAACAUAUAAGGGCUGGAAGUCUGAAUGGGAUACCUUUGAGUGGGAGAGGGUUACCAGUGCCCUGGGAUUUGACGAUGAUCGUGGCCCAACGGCGGAGCUUGAGCGUCUGGAGUGUCUAGCACGUCUUUCCGCGCCACCAUAUCCCACAGCGGAGCAAUGUCUGGACCAGCUCAGGCUUUUGGUUCAGUUUGUGGGAUUGGUGAGAAAGAAAGAGGAUGUUUUACGUCUGGUAUAUUUCUGCAAUGUCUUUGAGCAGACCUUCCAUGCUCUCCCCACGAUUGCUACGGAAAAUGACUGGACCGAGCUGUUGAAACGGCUGGCAAUCGCUAUUCUCCACGCCCUCGGCUCAUCAAGGGACAGUCCGACUCAUGAAGCAGCAGUUCUGCCCCUCCUUCGGACGAUAGUCUUCCUUGUUGACUUGAUACCAAAGAAGAUGGCAACAAUCGCCAAACACUACUAUCAAACGAUGGCGUUCUUGACAAAGAACAUUGGGCUUUUGGAAGGCACACUGUCGCCGGAGCGUGUCACAAAUGCUGUCCUGGCUCUUUUGAGACCCAUAACAUCAGAAACAAUGGCAGCCUACGAAGCACUUGCUAUGUCGUAUCUCACCAUUCCAAACUUGCCCGCUUAUCUUGGCAAGCUUGAUGGAUUGGCGCACCAAAUCAACUACAAAUUACUGGCGCCUGCAAUCGAAUCAUGUAUACCUCUGACCAAAGAACGCCUUUCUGCCGAAGAUGUCGAGGGUAUCGAGGGUCGACUUUGGCUGCUUGCAUACUUGAUCUUCUUUCACCGAUAUGCGCUUCCAGGCCAGGCCAACUUGCAAGCCCCCGACCUCGGAUUCCUGAAUGUGGUAUCUGGGUUGCUUAAUUCAACCUCUAUCUAUCUGACAAGGUGCUUGGAAGCGGACGAGAAUGGCUCGGAUCCAGUCAGGGGUCCUUAUUUGGAUCAGUUCGUCGCAGAUCAAGUCAGUAGCCUGGUCAACCAAAGUAGUAUCACUGGAUUACUCUCUCGCAUCAAGACAUCCCACCUUUCUCACGCAGAUGUAUCAAGCAACGAAUACAACGCCUCGAGAGAAGCCAAAGUCCUUGCUACCUAUGCUCUGAACUUGCUGAGGGUGUUCCCUCGGCGUGGAGACGACAUUCGAAUGUGGUUAUACCUGGGUUCGGCACCGUCAGCAGGUCUGACUUCUGGCCAACCAGGUGCGAAAAUACCGGCAAUCAAAUACUUCUGGCAGGCAUCAAGAUCGAGUCGGAUUUUCGACACCAUUAGCAAGGACUCGACCCGAGUUCUUCCGUUACUGCAACUGCCAGAAGAUGGGGACCAAGAGGAUCAAGAGCAGGAGUGGACGAUCAUCCUUCUCUUUUUUGAGCUUUACACAUUCCUGUUGAAAGUCAUGGAUGAUGAAGAGUUCUUCUCGAGCGCGUCUCCAUUCACGUCUUCAACAAAUGUGUUAUCUUCGUGGACGAAAGAGAGCGCGCUGCCCCUUAAAGAUAUCAAGGAUAUGACCGUCUUCCUGAAGAACCUCGCUUUCACCCUAUAUUGGAAUGUUGCCGACUUGACUAAGAAAGGACCUGUUCCAUCAUCCGCCGUUGAUCUUAGAAGUUAUUUCAGCAAUACGGCUCAAGUUUCUGGACCAAUUGAGCGUACUGAAGUGGAGGCCAAGAAGGAAAUCAAUGAUCUUCCUGGUGUUACAGGUAUCCCACUCGACUACUUCAAAGGCUUAGUUACGGGGUUGCUCAGAAUGCUGCAUGAGCGAGAUUCUCGACGCAAAUUCCUCCCUCAAAAUCAUUGGCUAAUGACAGAUCGAUUCGACAUGGAAGGCUUUAUCCCAGCCGUUGUGGCAGAAGAGGAGAAACGCCAUGAAUUCCAGGACGACGAUGAAGAAUCCGAACCUGAUCUUCUUGACGAUGAAUACCCGGAGCCUUCUAACCUUGUUGGCAAUAGCCAUGCGCGGCGACUGAUUCACAUUCAGGCUAUGCGAAAUAGUCAACGAAGGCAAGCUCAAAAUAACGCUCUGGCUGCCAUUGCACCACGGCUAGAGAUUCUUCGAAAUAUGCCUUUCUUCAUCCCAUUUGCCACGAGAGUGCAGAUCUUCCGUCAAUUUAUAUUUAGGGAUCAACAGCGUCGCCGGAAGGGCUUCGUGGAUCCUGAGUCUUGGCGCUUGUCUGUGGCCCAAAACGCUAUGAUAAAUGGACCUCCUGAGGGUGCGGCGGAUAUCUUGGCCCGGCACCACGCCGACAUCCGGCGUGAGAGUGUGUUUGAAGAUGCAUUCUCUCAAUACUAUGGCUUGGGUGACGGUCUCAAAGAGCCAAUCCAGAUCAGUUUCAUCGACCAGUUUGGAGCAAUGGAAGCUGGCAUUGACGGUGGCGGUGUGACGAAGGAGUUCCUGACCAGUAUCACUAGCCAAGCUUUCAAGACUGAUGACCAUGAGAGCAUGUUUGCGGAAAAUGAUCACCAUCUGCUGUAUCCUAGCCCGACAGCGGUUGACCAACUGAAAAAGGUUCUCAGCGAGGCUGGACUCACAAGUUCAAGCCUAGAGUGGCAGGAUGAUGUGCGCGGUCUUCUUCGACGAUAUGAAUUCCUCGGCCGGAUCAUUGGAAAGUGUCUGUACGAGGGCAUCUUGGUGGAUGUCAACUUUGCUCCAUUCUUCCUCUUGAAGUGGGCCUUGACAGGAGGCUCGAGGUCUGCGGUGAAGGAAUCUUCCUAUCGUGCCAACUUGAACGAUUUGAAGGACCUUGAUGAGGGGUUGUACCAGGGUUUGUUACAACUGAAGAAUUACCCCGGAAAUGUGGAAGACUUUGGUCUUGACUUCACCAUUAACAACGUAAUCCGGAUGCCCAGUGGAGCCAACCGCACUGUCACAGCAGAGCUGAAACCAAAUGGCUCACAGACCGCUGUGACAAACAAAAACAGAUUGGUUUACAUUUCCUACGUGGCUCGUUACCGUCUACAGUUGCAACCUGCUCUACAGACAAAUGCCUUUUUGCAAGGUCUCGGCCAGAUCAUUCAACCCGCCUGGUUAUCCAUGUUCAAUCAAUCCGAGUUGCAAACGUUAGUGAGCGGAGACAAUGCUGAUAUUGAUGUGGAGGAUCUGCGACGGAACACCCUCUACGGAGGCGUGUAUGUGAUUGGUGAUGACAAUCUAGAACACCCGACCAUUGCACUGUUCUGGCAGGUUAUGCACAAGAUGAACAACGAAGAGCGGCAAAAGGUCAUCCGGUUCGUGACGUCUACCCCUCGAGCUCCAUUGCUGGGAUUCAGCCACCUUCGUCCCAACUUUAGUAUUAGAGACUCCAGUGAGGACCAGGAACGCUUGCCGAGUACCAUGAAAACAGUCGCCAUUAUGUCUGCUGAAGCCCCCGCCACCGCUCCCGUCACCGACAACGUUGUCGCCGCUGCCCCUGAGGCCAAUGGCACUCCCGUCGAGGCCACUUCCGAGGCCGCCGGUGAUGCUGCCAACAACCAGCCCCACUCGGCUUCCCUCUACGUCGGCGAGCUUGACCCCUCUGUGACUGAGGCUAUGCUCUACGAGCUCUUCUCCUCCAUCGGUCAGGUCGCCUCUAUCCGUGUCUGCCGUGAUGCCGUCACCCGCCGCUCCCUGGGCUACGCCUACGUCAACUACAACAACACAGCUGACGGUGAGCGUGCUCUUGAGGACCUCAACUACACUCUCAUCAAGGGUAAGCCUUGCCGCAUCAUGUGGUCCCAGCGUGACCCCGCUCUGCGCAAGACUGGCCAGGGCAACGUGUUCAUCAAGAACCUCGACAACGCCAUUGACAACAAGGCUCUCCACGACACCUUCGCUGCCUUCGGUAACAUUCUCAGCUGCAAGGUCGCUCAGGAUGAGUUCGCCAACUCCAAGGGUUACGGUUUCGUUCACUACGAGACCGCCGAAGCUGCCAACAACGCCAUCAAGCACGUUAACGGUAUGCUGCUGAACGACAAGAAGGUCUUCGUCGGUCACCACAUCUCCAAGAAGGACCGCCAGAGCAAGUUCGAAGAGAUGAAGGCCAACUUCACCAACAUCUACAUCAAGAACAUCGAUCUCGAGAUCACCGAUGACGAGUUCCGCGUCAUGUUCGAGGCCUUCGGUGAGAUCACCUCCGCCACUCUCAGCCACGACCAGGAUGGCAAGAGCCGCGGUUUCGGUUUCGUUAACUACGCCAACCACGAGAGCGCCGAGGCCGCCGUGGCUGAGAUGAACGAGAAGGAUGUCAAGACCCAGAAGCUUUACGUUGGCCGUGCCCAGAAGAAGCACGAGCGUGAGGAGGAGCUGCGCAAGCAGUACGAGGCUGCCCGCAUGGAGAAGGCCUCCAAGUACCAGGGUGUCAACCUCUACGUCAAGAACUUGACCGACGAUAUUGAUGAUGAGAAGCUCCGUGACCUCUUCACUCCUUACGGUACCAUCACUUCCGCUAAGGUUAUGCGUGAUGCCGCUGAGCGCUCCCCCUCCCCCGAGGGUGAGGAGAAGGAGGCCGACAAGGAGACCAAGGACUCCGAGGAGAAGGAGGUGAAGACCGAGGAGACCGCUGAGGUCAAGACUGAGGAGACCACCGAGGAGAAGAAGACCGAGGAGGGCGAGGACUCUGAGGAGAAGAAGACUGAGAAGAAGGCCUUCGGUAAGAGCAAGGGCUUCGGUUUCGUCUGCUUCAGCAGCCCCGAUGAGGCCUCCAAGGCCGUCACCGAGAUGAACCAGCGUAUGGUCAACGCCAAGCCCCUCUACGUUGCUCUCGCUCAGCGCAAGGAUGUCCGCCGCAGCCAGCUUGAGGCCAGCAUCCAGGCUCGCAACACCAUCCGCCAGCAGCAGGCCGCUGCCGCUGCCGGUAUGCCCCAGCCUUUCAUGCAGCCCGCCGUCUUCUACGGUGCUGGCCAGCAGGGCUUCAUGCCCCCUGGACAGCGUGGCGGUAUGCCCUUCGCCCCCCAGGGCGGUAUGCCCAUGCCUAACAUGCCCGCCGGACGUCCUCAGUACCCCGGUCCCUUCCCCCAGCAGGGUGGCCGUGGCAUGCCCCCCAACCAGCAGCUUCCUCCUAACUUCCAGGGUAUGCCCAUGGGCAUGCAGGCUCCUGGUGGUAUUCCUAACGGCAUGGGUUACCCUAUGCCCCAGGCUUUCGGACGUGGCGGCGGUGGCCGUGGUGUUCCCGGUAUGCCCAUGAACAUGCGUGGUGGCCCCGGUUUCGGCCGUGGUGGUCCUCAGAUGGGUCGUGGUGGUGGUCGUGGCCAGCCCGCCCCUGGCGGUCAGCCCGCUGGUGGCGAGCCCGCCUCCGCCAACCAGGCUCUCCUCGCUGCUCCCCCCGCUCAGCAGAAGCAGAUGCUCGGCGAGGCUCUUUACCCCAAGAUCCAGGCUCAGCAACCCGAGCUUGCUGGCAAGAUCACUGGUAUGCUUCUUGAGAUGGAUAACGCUGAGCUGCUUGGCCUGCUCGAUGAUGAGGAGGCUCUCCGCGGCAAGGUUGAUGAGGCCCUUAACGUCUACGAUGAGUACAUGAAGAACAAGGGUGAUGGUGAGACCACCGAACCCAAGCCCCAGGAAGCCGCCAAGGAGGCCCCUGUUGAGGAGAACAAGUCUUAA